Molecule: messenger RNA, 792 nt
Organism: Eruca vesicaria subsp. sativa (arugula)
Lineage: Eukaryota; Viridiplantae; Streptophyta; Magnoliopsida; Brassicales; Brassicaceae
Source: the annotation of a GenBank genome assembly
AUGAGCCACCAGAACCACCAGCCGCCAAGCUAUGCCACAGACCCAAACACCAUGUUCGUUCAAGCAGACCCCUCCAAUUUCCGCAACAUCGUCCAAAAACUCACGGGAGCGCCACCACCUGACCUCUGCACUUCCGCUGCACAGCAGAAGCUUCCUUACACUCCGAAGAAACAAGCCUUCAAGCUCCACGAGCGUCGUCAGUCAUCCAAGAAAAUGGAGCUGAAGAUCAACAACAACAACGACUCAUUCAGCCAUUUCCACAGAGGAUUCCUCGUCUCUCCAGUCUCUCACCUCGACCCAUUCUGGGCGCGUGUGAGCCCACAUUCAGUACGUGAGGAACACCACGCGCCUCCGGACAAUGAGGAGCAAAGAGCCAUCGCAGAAAAAGGGUUCUACUUCCUUCCAAGUCCGAGAAGCAGCGCCGAGCCAGCACCUGAGCUUUUGCCUUUGUUUCCUCUUUCUUCUCCCAACGGCACUAAUCACCGCACUGAGGAUGAUUAUCGCGACUACUAAUCAGAGUUUGUAAUCCUCAUUUUCAGUCUUACGAGCCUACUAAAUCGUAUGUUGGGUAGCACGUGAUAUCGCUGUUGCUUUUUACUAUUUUUGUUAGGGCUAAUCUAUCUUUUUAUUAACCUCUCUAGACUUUUUUUCUAUCAUUACCCUUCAUUAUUAACUUGUUCAAGGGUCAACUAUCCCACCGCGUGUAUUCCACUUCCGUUAGAAAAUAUCAUUCUUAUUAUAUAACUUUUUCAUACGCGGCAAAACACUAUGUCAAGGAAGACAUCAUACAAA